AUGCCUGAAGAUAAGAAUAGCGAUACCGAUUUAUCCAAGAGCUUACAAGAAGCCCAGGACUCAUUAUCCGACUUUGUGUCGUCCACCGGCAAUCUCGCCAAAUCCCUAACUAACGAGAUAACCAGGAACUCCCUUGAUUUGGUCCAUAAGAUUUCUGACAACUCUCACUUGUGGGGCACCAAUCCAGAUGAAAACUUGGGGAAGGAUGCUGCUGAUAGCUUGGAAGAGGCGUUUGAUGGUAUUUUCAAUAAUAGUAAUCGCCUUGGGUUUGGAUUCUCCCCAUUUUCAAAAGAUGAAUUCAGGCUCGGGUUCCCACAUGGAUUUAGAGGCAGGGCUGGAUCCGUUCCGUCUUUAAGAAAAUAUGACAGAUGUAUGGAAAACAACGGCCUUUCGGUUUGGGAUAAAUCCGGGCACUGGCAAUGUUUGUUCCCAAGAUCUGUUUUGAACAACAAUUAUGGAGCAGAUAAUGGGAUCAUUUCCAAGGAAGAUUAUUUGGAGGAUAAGAAUGGUGCAAAAGGGUCCUUUUUUGAAAAUUUCAAUGAUCUUCUUGGUUGGAAAUCUCAGAUGCGCAAGUUGCAAAGAGCUGAGAAAUUGAAAAUGCUCCAGCAAAGAAAAGAUAAGUUCACUAGAACUUGGGACUUCUCUGAACUGGCAGCAAAUUCUGUUCAAGAGAAAACCGAAGAUGAUGACAAAAUUGUCGGAACAUCAAAAAGCUAUUCUACAAGAACUACCGAAGACGGAAGUAUUGAAAAGUAUUCAAAGGUUAUGAAAUGGUAUGGCGACGGUAGUUCUAAGAUUGAAGAAACCAAGAAAAUUAUUCCUGCUGAUGGGUCUGAUCCAAAGACAGAAACUUCGGUGAAGUCCCUUGGGCCAAAUGAAAGCGAUAAGUCUGGCUGGUUUUGGGAUAGUUAA
Molecule: messenger RNA, 912 nt
Organism: Saccharomycopsis crataegensis
Lineage: Eukaryota; Fungi; Ascomycota; Saccharomycetes; Ascoideales; Saccharomycopsidaceae
Product: Mpm1 protein
Exons: 1
Coding region: 1-912 (303 amino acids)
Source: RefSeq, a predicted model, not a curated record